Messenger RNA from Rubroshorea leprosula, 1733 nucleotides. NCBI's taxonomy places the organism in Eukaryota, Viridiplantae, Streptophyta, Magnoliopsida, Malvales, Dipterocarpaceae. The record is from the annotation of a GenBank genome assembly.
UCCUUCAGUCUCUCGACUCUUCUUCCUUCUUCCCCUUUCUUGAGAUCAGUUUGCUAAUCCUUUCAAAGUAAAAUGGCAACAGAACCUCUCCAAUCAACACCGGCAGUUCCCUCCGCCGAUUCCUACAUCGGCGGUUCCGUUAGCUUGAUUUCCAAGUCGGAAAUCCAGUACGAGGGCGUUCUCUUCCAUAUCAACCCUCUCGACUCCACCAUCGGCCUCAAGAACGGAUUUGCAAGUUCUACCUUCGGUCCCUCUGCAGGGUGCACUAGCCACAUCUGGUGAUCCUGCUACAAUUCAGGAUUUACAAGUUCUACCUUUAAUCCCUGUGCAGAGUGCACCAGCCAGGCUUGAUGACCAUGCUAUAAUUCAGUCUCAUUGUAGCCACCUGGCCACUCCCUCUGCAAGCUUGCCUCAAGCUCCUACUGGUUCUAUGGCAAAUUUGUGUUCCACUUCCCUGCUAGGACUGGAUCCUGUCCUAACAUAUGGUUCAAAUUAUAUUGAGGCACCAACAUCCUUUCUAUGGACAGUGGAUCAGCUUUUGCUUUCUGCAGCAGUAAAUCCACCAACAAAAACAUCUCGUCCCCUACGACAUUACGACUUGCUCAGAAAGACAUUGAGGUGGUUCAAGUGUCAACUUCAGACCAUUACCACUGGUGUCAGAAGAAGCUAAGACAUUCUUAACAGACAGAAAGGAUUUGCAAGAUUUUUCUUCAGACCCUGGGGAGAGUGUACCAACUAUAGCCAUUGAUCCUGCCAUCACUCAGAGGGACAUUGAGGUGAUUCAAUUGUCUACUUCAGAAGCAUUUCCAAUGGAAUCCAAAAAAACUCAAAUACUGAUUCUGGUUCCAACAUCAGCAUCAGACAGAAAGAAAGGUAAGAAUAAGGCUGAAAAGGACAGUUUCUCCCUUUGACCAACCAAAGUCAUAAGGCUGAUGUGUUGGGAAAGGGAAAUGGAUAACAUUUUUUUUUUCUUUAUUUGAGUUUUCACAAGCAUAUUGUUUCUUUUCAAGGAUCAAAUUCACACAUCUGUUAUUUUGUUAUGGAAGUCUAAUUUAUGUGUUUCUGUUGUCUCAUUUUCUUCCUUUUAGAGUUUCAAAGCUGUGCCAUGUUGUCAUGUCAUCCUUUUCUUACUUUUCCUCACCAUUCUUCCUUGCUGAUCACAAGGCAGUUUUGAAAGUGUUCACAUAGAUUGUGGUGGUAAUAGCCCUUAUAACGACUCUUACAAUCUUACAUGAAUGCUAGAUAAAUUCUUCUUCGUAGGUGACAGGGCAGUUGUUGCUGAACCCUUUCACUUCCACCUUCAAAGUGAAAGGACUCUUUGCUUCUUUUCCCUCUCGUCUGGGAAAAGAAACUAUUAUACUGUGCCAGUUACUCUUGGUCGUUAUUAUAUCCAUACUUUCAUAGUCUAUGAUAAAUACAAAAAAAAACAAAACUGCCAUAAUUUGAAGGUUCCGGUGAAGGGGAUUGGGUUUUCUCAUGGCGUUUCCCUUGGGUUGAGAGUGUUGCACGUGAUGGUGCAUAAUCUGACUUAUUUGCAAAUGUCAGUGAUUACUGCCUGGAUUAUUGUUUUUACAGCAUUAAUGGUGAUUCCCCAAUUAUUAGCUUGUUAGAAAUCAUACGGAUUGACCCAUCAUCUUAUGGGAAAAACAUGCUGAUUACGUAUGCUAGGGUACCCGCAGCUUUGAGCGCAUGGGGCCCUAUGUUCACAUCUGAACUAAAUCCUUUCAUCUGGU